AUGGGGGGAGCACUCCGCCCGCGGGGGAACGAGGCGCGGCUGACACCCGACAAUGAGAUCAUCGGCGUGUGCCGAUUCGGAGGUCUGGGAGGGAGGUUCGCCAACUACGUGGGCAAGCUGCCGGACGACCAGUUUGAUCUCAUAAUGGAUUUACUCCUCGACAAGGACAAGGGCAUCGGACUCAACUUGGCCUGCUACCUCAUUGGCAGCAGCGUCAACUACACCAACAGCCCCCAGUUCCUCACCGCCGCCUGGGAGAACCCGCUCCAUCCCCGGCUUCCGCGUCCAGCCAAACGGGCCGCGUUGGAGGGGUGGUGGACGCAGGGCCACAAGAACGAGGGGUGCAACUACAGCCCUGAGAAGCUGACCACUCUUAUCCGGCUCCUCACAGCCACCUUAACGAGACUCAAGCUGCCGACAAAAGUCGCGGGGUUUGACAGUUUCGUCGGCGCGACUCUCCAGUACACGUUCAAGUUCCCUGCUGCGUUGAAGGCCGGCCUGUUUCGGCUGAAUGUGCAUGGGUACAUAAACCCGCCGCCCAGCACGGCAGACACUCAGCAGUACAUGGAAGGUGUGAUGGUGAGCAUGCACCGCAUGGCGACCGGACUAGGGAAGGAGGUGUGGGUGUCGGAGGUGGGGCCGAUGUGGGUGAGCGGGAAUGAUUUCGGUGUGAUGCUGUUCACGGCGCGGCAGAUAGUGGAGACUGUCAACAUCAUGGGGGCUUCGGCCUGGAUUUUCUGGCAGGCUGUGAGUGGGGUGGGAGGGAACAACCCAGACGCGUUUCUGAAAUGGGGGCUAUUGGCGGUCAGGAUCUACCGGCUGAACGACACAGAAGUCAAGCCGUUGGAUCUGGUGAUCUCCAAGAAGCUCUACAUGCUGCAGCAGUUUGUGCGUGGGGCGCCGAGAGGAAGCCUGCCUUUGCGAAUCCACACAUCGGACGGGUGCCAGCACUGCAUUGCCGCCUUCUUCCACCCCGACCAGCACUUCGUUUCGAUUUUCAUCGUCAACCAGCGCGACACAACACACACAGCGACAUUUUCAUUCGAGGAUUUCGUGCCGUUUGACGCGGGGCAGGAGUGUGUGUUGGAGACGUAUCGCACGUCAGCGACGGAAAAUAACACGCUGGUGGCGACUCAAAGUUACACAGACCUGCCAGCUUUGAUACAGGUGGCGGCGCUGGGCAGCUCGAUGACUUCUGUGGUGCUGCGGAAUGUGGACCCCGCCGCUGCAUCAGUACUGCUGGCUGCAGGGUUUGACGCGGGUCAGGCGGGUGUGGUGCGCACGUCAGCCACGGAGAACAGCACGCUAUCCGGAGGGAGCUACUCCGAUGUACAGGUGGCUGCGCUGGCCUGGUCUUUUGCAUCUGUGGUGCUGCACAAGUUGGCUGGCCCUUGCAUCCUGCAGCAAUGGUGCUGGUUGGAGAGUUACACAAGGCAGAGCCGCUCACAAGUGCUGCGUGUGCUGCGCAAAGUGCACACCACGCGUAUUGGCAUACAUAGUGAUGAUGGCAUGGCAUUGGUCGAGAGAGCAGAGCUGCUCUUUAAAGCCGAGUCUACAAGUGGCUGCACUGGGCUAUAUGAAUCCUGUGUAGCGAUGGCAUGA
Molecule: messenger RNA, 1602 nt
Organism: Closterium sp. NIES-65
Lineage: Eukaryota; Viridiplantae; Streptophyta; Zygnematophyceae; Desmidiales; Closteriaceae
Source: the annotation of a GenBank genome assembly